Molecule: messenger RNA, 2007 nt
Organism: Cutaneotrichosporon cavernicola
Lineage: Eukaryota; Fungi; Basidiomycota; Tremellomycetes; Trichosporonales; Trichosporonaceae
Exons: 10
Coding region: 1-2007 (668 amino acids)
Source: RefSeq, a predicted model, not a curated record
AUGUCUCCGAUCGUCAUCCUCUACCUCCUCGCGCCAGACCUCGGCCUCAGCGGCACCUACUCAGGCAGGAACCCCGUCAACGGGCCCACUCACAUUCAUUCGCGCUGCCGGCCGGGAGGUUUCUCAGCCAAGGUAUACAUCCGCCUGGCGCACCCAGGACCCGGCGUUGUUAAGCGCGUCACGUUCACCGAGCAGGCUAUCACCUCCAAAACAGAGCUCAAGAAGGCCCUUGGCUUAGCAGGACAGGAGGCACGCCUUGCUGGCGAUGGCGCCAACCCCCUGAAGUGUGCCCUCCUACCAGCACUGUUGACUUCCAGCACGUACGAGUCAAGGAAAGACGUUGGCUUUGCUGAUCGCUCGCGCGACUUUGGCGGCCCAAAACUCUGUGAAAACAUCGUGCAGCUAGUGGUGUCUGGGCCCGACCAGCCGGACCUCUCGAUCGUUGACCUGCCUGGCCUGGUAACAGGCGAGGGCGAAGGCAUCUCACGGAACCUUGCCAACACAUAUGUUAAGAAGCCCGACAGCCUCGUCCUUCUCUGCCUUGCCGCGGGCGGGCGUGAUCCUGCAACCGACACGACUGAGGUCGGGAUCGUUCUCAAUCACGACAAGGACCUUAAGCGUUGCAUGAACAACAUCGGUGACCCCACCGAGUCUGCCUGGGGCGACAUGAUUGUAGGGACAGACGGGAGCUUCGCGCUGUCGCCUGCCCAUGGUGUGCACCCUGUCCGCUGCCGCACAGCGGAAGAAUACCGCCAGGGCAUCAGCGGACAAGAGGUCAUCGCACGCGGCGACGCGCUUUUCGCCCAGGAGCCGUGGCGUGAGCUGGCGGCCCAGGCUGGUCGCAAAUUCGGCUGGGUCGAGACUAGCCGCCUCUUGUCCUGCGCGUACAAGAAGCUCGUGAAGAACAACGUUCCUAAACUUCGCCGCCGCCUUCAGGAGAGCACCACUCUGGUCAGCGUUGAGGAAGCCGCGUUACCACCAGCCGUCGAUCAUCCUGUCGAUGACUUGCAUACUACUAUCGAGCGCAUUGCCAAGGCACUGGGGGAGCAAACGACCGAGGAUGGAUAUGUGACCCAACACUUCCUCGAUCUUCAGGUUGAGUUCGAGCGCGAGCUUGUCAAUUCGGUUGCCUCUUUCAUUCCUGUCCUCGAAAAGGACACCCCGCCGACCCCGGAAGGUGGAGUCCCAGAAGGUGAAGUAGGCGGUCGACCCAUUUACCUGGACGAGUUUCAAAAGCUGUUCGCAAAACAUCGCAACGCCCGCUCCAGUGUGGUGCUGCACGCCGCACGCGCCGCUCUCAUCCGUGGCGUCGUCUCACGAUGGGGUAGUCGGUGCCAUACAUACAACAAGGCGUACUGGGCCGCACUGGACGAGCUCAUCGAGAACGUUGUGGCUGAAGAGUGUGAAGGCAGGGAGGAGAUCGCCACGAUUGUCUGCCAUGCCCUGCACAACCUCUCCCUCCCGCUACAGGAUGAGAUUACCAAAUUCAUCGACGGUCGCAUCGUCGCUGAACAGUCCCGUCGUGAACACGUCGACACGAACGAUGCGACGCCUAAGGAUGAGCUGGCGCGGGCUUAUGAUCAGUACCUACAACAGUUUGUAGCGGCCUACCCGCCAGAAGCGCCCCACGUCCUCGACGGUCUCCAGGUCGACCGGGCAUACUUCCCUCCCCCUAACAUGCCACCUAACCAAUGGAACGAGAGGUACGUCACGACUGUCGUCCACUUCAUGGCUGUGGUGCAGUGGCAUCUGCAGAAGUCGAUCGAGCGGAUCGCGAACACUGUAGGGCGCGAACUGCCAGUCGUCGUCAUGAACAAGUUUCACCCGCGGGUGACGGCGACUCUGCGCGAGGCUCUUCGUCUCAACAUUGUCCGGGACGAUGUGCGCAAGCGGGUCAUCAACCUCUGUGAGCCCGACGAAGAGAUCGUCGCUCGACGUGAAGCCGUCAAGAAGCGUCGCACGGCGCUCCAGGAGCUCCAGAGCGUGCUCGACUCGUCUCAUGUGUAG